UGCUACACACUUGUGAUAUUUUCCAUCGAGGAGGAGAAGGAGGUCACUUUCUGGACGGAACCAAAGGCUCUGCUCGUUUCGUUCUUUGAUUAUGAGACAGGACUGCCGGAAGUUGAAAACAGCUGUUCCUGCACUGUGAAGCGGAACUUUGAGGUGCUGGUUCCUCUCACUGUCAUAUAUUUGGGUGUGUGGAGUCCGUGUAGCGCUGCACGAGUUAAACCAUUUAAAGAAAAAAAAAUAAGAAAAGAAAACGUAUAAAGAAACGACAGCGUGUUUGCGGUGAGCUGGGCUUCCGGACCCGGAAGGCGCUGAAAACUUCCUGAUACAAAGAAGCAGCAGAACAGAAGGAUGAACCUACUACACAGACGGGUGAUCCAUCUACUCAAAGCACAGAGGUGGAAGAUGGGAAUGCAGGUUGCUCUCUGCCCAGCCACUGGUUGUUACUACAGGAUCUUUUGCUCUUCCAGCCCUUCAGAACCAGAUCCCAUAGAGAUCCACAAGAGGAAGCUUUUCCUGUGGUUUAGCCACCUUCCGCAGGAGGAAAAACAGUUUGGAGGUUUCUUCAGCCCUGAGACCAUGCAUGUGGACCCAUUGAUCCUGGAAAGAGAUGCACAAGAGAGGGCUGGACUGCUGAGCUCCCCUUUCCAAACACAAACACACUGCCGUCCCUCAUUGACCGUAGAACAGCUAUUUAAGCACACUGAUACCUGGAGGGAUGGCCUGGGGCUCAAUGUUCUGCUGUAUGGUGCUGUGGGAACAGGGAAAAGUACAGUGGUCCAAAAGCUGGUGCUAGAUUGGUGCACUGGGACCCCUCUGAGCCACUUUAAGCUGCUGAUUCCUUUCUCCUGUGAGGACCUCAGCCAGCUGUCAAAGGUGACUUCCCUAAGAGACAUGGUGAGCCGGAAGUACCUACACCUGAAAAAACACCCCCUGCUUACUGGGGAGGGAAACCAGGCCAAGGAUGUGCUCUUCAUUUUCAACGGGAUGGAAAAGAUGCAGCUGGAUUUCCGAAUUGGAGCUUCAGAGCUUUGCAGUGAUCCAAAUGAGGCACUGCAUCCCAGUGUAGUUGUGGUAAACCUGCUGAGAAAAUAUCUGUUGCCUGAGGCCAGCAUCUUGGUUACCACUAGACUGUCUGCUUUGGACUGUAUCCCUCAUAAGUAUGUCAGUCGCUAUGCACAGAUUUGUGGCUUUAAUGACCCAGAACGCCAGCGGGCGUACUUCACCAGCCGCCUUCUACAGCAGAGUGAUUCUCCACAUAACGAAGAGGCCCAGGCUCUUGUAGAACUGCUUUACCUCAACCUCCAGAGAGAGAGCCAGCUCGCUGCUGCAUGCUUCCUCCCAUCCUACUGCUGGCUCACAUGCGCAAUCUUACACUUCCUACAUUUCACCAAUGUCAAGGCCCCCAUCCGCACGCUAACUGGCAUAUACACCAGUUUCCUCAGGCUCAACUUUGGGGGUGAAGUGCUGGGUUCAGGAGCAGGGGCAAAUACGCCCAUUCAGGAACACCACAGUUCUCUGAUGUUAUAUGUUGUCCGUACAGUUGGUAAGCUUGCGUUUGAAGGCGUAAAAUACAAACGCACAUCCUUCUCAGAAGCAGACCUAGAGCAGUGGAUAGGAGGGAAGACCAAGACGGAUGAGGAGCUGCGUCAGCUGGCCAUGUUCCGCACUGAUGUGCUAGACUUCUUCUUGGCUCCCUGCGUAGAAAGUAGUAAAUAUAUACCACAAGAAUUACAGGAGAACAAUGAGAGGCAGUAUGUGUUUGCUGUCCCAGCCAUGCAAGAAUACCUGGCGGCACUCUAUGUAGUUCUAGGAGAGAACAAAUCAGCUCUGGAGAAGCUCACCAGUCAAGUGUCUAUAGCCAUUGGUCAGGCAAGCGAGGAUGUCAAUGCACUUAUUAAUAUCUUUUCUAAGUUCAUUCCCCUCCGAAUCUUUGCGGUAUUCAAUCUUCUUAAACUUUUCCCAAAGCUGUAUGAGAAAAUCAGCAGUCGCACCAAAGGCAGCAUUGCCAAAACCAUGGCAGCUGAAAUGUUCCGCACUGAGGAUAGCUACAACGAGGAUGUCCUUGACCAGGUGGAGCAAAGCCUUCUAGGAGUCCAUGGCCCUCAGCCACAGCAAUACAGUGAACGCAAGCCUUUUGAGUUGUACCCUAUCUUCAUGGGUGGGCUAUUGCAAUAUGGUAACCGUGUGCUUCUCCAACAACUUGGCUGCAGCAUUCAAAGCGCCACUGUGGCCCAGAUCACAAGUGCCAUUAGGAAAUACCUUGUUAGAGAGCUUAACAAGCCACAGCCUCCAGAGGAGCUGAUGGAUCUGUUGGUCCUGCUAUAUGAGUUCCAGAACCCCAGACUUACUGCAGAGGUUCUAGCUUCAGUCAGAGCUAUCUGCCUCACCAGCAUUCGUAUGACAUCACUUAAAUGUUUCAUACUGAGUUCUGUGCUUUCAUGCACCCCUGCAAGUUACUACCUUGAAAAGCUGGACCUAUCCUCCUGUCUCCUGACUAAUGACAUGCUUCAGAUGCUGUGGCCUGCCUUCAGACAUGUACGCAACCUCAAUUUGCAGUUUAACAGCCUCGGUCCCGAGUCCUGCAUCUUGCUGAGAGAUGUCCUACUAGACCCCAAGAGUGUUAUUAGAUCUCUAAAACUGUGCGACAACCCUCUGUUGGAGUCUGGAGCCCACAUCCUGCUGGAGUCCCUGCCAAAGAACCAGUCCUUGACAUACCUGUCCCUGAUGCACACUGGGCUGGGAGAUGAGGGUGCCCUGGAUCUGGCUAAGAGGCUCCAACAGCACAAAAUGCUCCAGGAGCUCAAUGUAGCUUAUAACAACAUUGGAGACGAUGCUGCUCUAAUUCUGGUAGAUGCCUGCAGAGAACAUCCCAGCAUUCACACUGUGCACUUAUAUUUGAACCCUCUCAGUGAUGUGGGGAAGCAGUCCCUGUAUGUCCGAGGAGUUCCCAGGAGCCACAAUGGCCAGCGGGUCAAAGUCCUGGCUUCUGUCACUGAAGGGGCCGAUAUCUCUGAGAACUGGCACCCCAUUCUCAGCGUGAUACGAGAAAACGCCUCAUCCUGGGACCACCAACGUGUCAAACAGCAACUUAAGGUCUUUCUCAAGGACCUGGAGUGGGGGCGUCAGCAGCAGCAGAGCCUCUGGAAGAGGCUGCAUUUCCGCAGGGUGGAGAAAGGAGUCCGGCAAACUCUAAAGAUGCUUGAGGACGACUUACUUCAAUCCAAAAUAGAACAAGUAACCCCAGAGGGGAACAAGAAAUGAAUGUCCUUUAGGUUUGAAAAGGAUGUAUCCUGAUGGGAAAGGGUGUACGGGUGUGAGGUGCUCCACAUGUGGCUGUGUUCUGAACAUUCAGCUGAAUAAUUUUUUUGUUCAUUUGAAGUUGUUUUUUAACGAUUACUUUUUUGUUUUAUUUCACAGCAUGCAUUAAAAAUGGAAAUUAAUUUCCUUGCACACACAUCCACACUCCGAUAAACAGUAGCUUGCCAAAGGAUAAUUUGCAGACUGGCAUGCAGACUGGAGCAGCCAGGAUUCAAACCACCAACCUUCCAGUUAGUAGAUGAGCUGCUCUACUUCCUGAGCCACAGCCACUCAUUAAAGUAUAAGACUUGAAGACAUAAGUUCUGAUGAUACAGAUCCUAAAUCUUUUCAAGAUCUUUCAGAGGUGAUGUUACUUGCUACAUCACCAUAUUUUGAUUAAUAAAUAAUAAAGAAUUUAUUUGUGAACACAUUUAAAUAUUAAACAAAAGAUCAUUAGCAUAAGCUGCAUUUCCAUAAGUAACUACUCAGCGCAAGUCGACUCGACUUGGCACGACUUGCCACAGUUGUGUUGUGUUUCCAUUGCAAUUGAGGACCACCACAGUGUGGGUGGAGUCCAUAUAGCAGAGCGGGCAGUAGUGUCUUGAUAUGCAGCUCAAAACACAACACAACCAUGGAUGAGAUAGAGGCAAGCUAACAUAGCUAAUGCCAGUUUAAUAUCAUCAUCAUUCAUAAGACCUCGUACAAUGUUUUAAUAGAUGAAGGUUAUCAUUGGUUAUCUAGUAUUCUAGAGUCAAAUAUGAGGCAAUCUGCCCAACGGCUAACACUUGCUAGUGAGUGAGUCAGUAUGUGUGUCUGUGAGCCUUUAAGUGACUCCGAACGUGACUGGUCUGAGUAUUUCAGAAACUUCUGAUCUGCACAACCAUCUUUAGCAUUUACAGAGAACUGUGUGAAAAAGAGGAAACAUCCAGAGAGCAGCAGUUCUCCGGGCAAAAACAUCUUGCUCAUGUCAGAGAUCAGAUGAGGAUGGGCCAACUGCUUGAGUCAACAGCAACUCAAAUAUUUUGUUGGCAUAUUUUGGGUCUCUUAGUACCAACUGAACAUGGUUUAAACAAUAUAGUUGCUGACCAUGUCCAUCCUUUUAUGAACAUGGUGUACCCAUCUUCUGAUGACAAAAGAGGGUCCAGCCCAGUACUAACAAGGUGUGUAUGUGUAUAUAUAUGUAAGUGAUGCUAAAACUAUGAUCGAAAUUAAAGGGUAUAUGACUAUGUGACCAUGGUAAGUGUGAUAGAAGUAGAAAAUGAUUAAGAACUUGUUUUCAUGACAAGUGUCCCUAAUAAUAUGCACGAGGACUCUAGGACAGCAUUUAGUCUGUGCUGAUGUGGCUGAUUCUCUCUUUACUCUGAUUCACAAGCUUCACUAGAUGAGAGGACUGCAGCUGGUGGAGACCAAAACACAAAGCUAAAUCAUUUGUGAAUAUUUCAUAUUUUUUAUCAUGUGGGGUGAAACAAGUCACCAAUAAAUUUUAAUUUAUUUAUAAAUGUUAAUUUUGCCCUGAUUUGGCCAAGGAGACAUGGUGAAUCAAACUUUAUGAUUACCAGUGGAUUAAAUAAAUAUGUAAAGACAGAAGCUCACAGCCUUAUUGGAAAAAGGGACAAAAGCUGAAAACGUCCAAAAGUAUAUUUCCAACUAGAUAAUACUAAUUUAUA
Archocentrus centrarchus (flier cichlid) is the source of this 4964-nucleotide messenger RNA. RefSeq names its product NLR family member X1 (gene nlrx1). NCBI's taxonomy places the organism in Eukaryota, Metazoa, Chordata, Actinopteri, Cichliformes, Cichlidae. Gene Ontology annotation, molecular function: protein binding. The record is from RefSeq and is a predicted model, not a curated record. Bases 349 to 3261 code for a protein of 970 amino acids. The transcript has 12 exons.